Molecule: messenger RNA, 3985 nt
Organism: Pangasianodon hypophthalmus (striped catfish)
Lineage: Eukaryota; Metazoa; Chordata; Actinopteri; Siluriformes; Pangasiidae
Gene: mfsd2aa
Product: MFSD2 lysolipid transporter A, lysophospholipid a
Exons: 14
Coding region: 188-1759 (523 amino acids)
Biological process (GO): carbohydrate transport
Cellular component (GO): membrane
Molecular function (GO): lysophospholipid:sodium symporter activity
Source: RefSeq, a predicted model, not a curated record
GCGCGCUCAGUCUCUAAACGGAAACCAAAAAAAAAAAAAAAAAAAAAGAAAGAAAGAAAGAAAGAAAAAGAAAAAGCCGCGCCGGUUUUAACCCACAGCUAGCUCACACUUCAGCUCUGAAAUAAUUUAUAAUUUACAUUCAGGUCAUAAAAUACAAAUCAAUAGUUUGAGACUCAUCCCGCUGGUUAUGGCGCGAGGAGAAGGAGCGGAGCAGCUUCCUGUCCCUUUACUGUCUCCCGUUAAACACAUAGGACAUGAUGAGGUCAAAAAGAAGGAGAAGAGGGGUGUGUCCAUUUGCAGUAAGGUGUGCUUUGCGAUUGGUGGAGCUCCAUAUCAGAUCACAGGAAGUGCUCUGGGCUUCUUCCUGCAGAUCUACCUGUUGGACGUGGCACAGUUAGAGCCGUUCUAUGCGUCCAUCAUCCUGUUUGCAGGACGAGUGUGGGACGCCGUUACAGACCCCACUGUCGGUUUCCUUGUUAGUCGGAGUCCGCGGACGCGACACGGCCGGAUGAUGCCAUGGAUCGUGUUGUCCACUCCAUUUGCAGUGUUGAGUUAUUUCCUGAUCUGGGUGGUUCCUCCUGAGAAGGGCAAAGUGGUUUGGUACUUGUUCUUCUACUGCAUGUUCCAGUCUCUACAGACGUGUUUUCACGUGCCUUACUCGGCUCUGACCAUGUUCAUCAGCUCAGAGCAGAAAGAGAGAGAUUCAGCCACAGCAUAUCGUAUGACUAUAGAGGUUCUCGGUACGGUUCUCGGAACAGCCAUUCAGGGUCAGAUAGUGGGCGGAGCCAAUGCACCUUGUUUAAACCACACCUCCUUUUUGAAUGACAGUUAUAACAUUACGCAGCUGAGCUCCGAGGUCAACGUCUCGCACGUCACACUGGAGGAUACGAAACGAGCGUACAUGCUAGCGUCCGGUGUGAUUAGCAUCAUCUACAUCCUGUGUGCUGCUAUUCUGUUUCUGGGCGUGCGAGAACAAGAUGAGAGGUGUGUGAAAGAGGAUCGUUGUUUGUCGUUUGUGGAGAGUCUGAAGCUGCUGCAGAAACACGGGCCGUACGUUAAACUGGUCGCGGGUUUCCUCUUCACAUCUCUGGCCUUCAUGCUGAUGGAGGGAAACUUUGCUCUGUUCCUCACCUACACACUCGGACUGCGCGACCAUUUCCAGAACAUUCUCCUCGUCAUCAUGCUCUCUGGAACCCUCACCAUCCCUCUGUGGCAGCUCUUCCUCACACGCUUUGGCAAAAAGACUGCAGUUUACGUCGGCAUCUCGUGGGCGGUUCCCUUCAUGAUCCUGGUGGUGUGUAUUAAGAGCUCUCUCGUCGUAACGUACAUCGUUGCCAUAGCAGCCGGUGCCAGCGUGGCUGCAGCUUUCCUCCUGCCAUGGUCGAUGUUACCCGAUGCAGUGGACGAUUAUAAAGUACAGAAUCCUGAAUCUCAGGGUCACGAGGCCAUCUUCUACUCCUUCUACGUCUUCUUCACCAAGUUCGCCUCCGGAGUUUCACUGGGCAUCUCUACUCUCAGCUUACAUUUUGCGGGUUAUGUGUCGAGGGUGUGUGUUCAGCCUGACUCAGUGAAUUUAACCCUGAGGCUGCUGGUGUCGGCCGCGCCCGUCUCCCUCAUCAUCCUCGGCCUGCUCAUCUUCAGAUCGUAUCCCAUCAACGAGGAGAGGAGGAAACAGAACCGAACACGCCUACACGCCCUGCUGAAUGAUAGCAGAGAAGAGGGUUCGGAAGACUCCAGCUCUUCAGGACGUUCCGUCUGAAACACACACACACACACACACACACUCUUUGAGUGCAUCGAGUGUGUGUUAGCGAGCAUCCAUAAGUGCCUUAUUGAGACUUUGUCACAUGGUGGUGGGAUAAAUGAAGGAAGAAGAUCUCGAAGCUCUGAUAAUGAUAAUAAUAAUAAUAAUAAUAAUAAUAAUAAUAAUGAUGAUGAUGGCUCCCCCUGCUGGAGGACUGGAACAGUUACAUCCUUCACCUGCCUGCGCUCCAGUCCGGAGGUUUAGUGGCUUCCUCAUCGACUUCUACUCACGACCGGUCAGCAGAGUGUGUAUCACAGACGGGGGUUACAGGAGUGUGUGCUCCCAGCACAAGAGAAGCAACCUCAGCCUCGGCCUGUUUGGAGCAAUGCAUUCUGGGUAAGUCUGCAGCGAUGUCCACUCGAUCCCUCAUCUCAGCAUCCAGCCAGUAAGAAACUCGAGGCGUUUUUAACCAAGUGGAAAUGGAGGAAAGAAAGUUAAAGCAGGAUUGGAACACUGAAGCCCUGACUGCACUUUCAUCUGAAGAAAUAACUAAAUUCAUUUGGAGUAAAUAAAAUAUAUAUAAUAUAUGCAUUCUCAUCAUAGACUCUCCUGCCCCCUUGUGGCCGAGCCAAACAAUUACAUCCAGUUACUUAAUUCAAAUAAAUACCAAAAGUAAUUUGAAGGAAAAAUAAAAUCCACAUUACGAUCAAAUAUAUAUAUAUAUACAUGAUGAAUAAGAAAGUGGGAGGAAAGAUAUUUGUUGAAGACCCCAAAUAGAAGAAAAUGUAAUAAAUAAAUAAAAUAAUAAAAAAAAAAAAACAGUAGAUCAACUCAAUAUUAAUUACUCCAAAUGAAUUUGAGUUUUCUUGUCUAUAGUGCACUCUUGUGGAUGAAACAGGAAUUACAGCCACAAAUUUCAUCCAAAUAAAGACAAAUUCUGUGUAAAAUAUUAGCCAUAAAUUUGAAGGUAUUGAGUGCUGGAGAGAUUCUGAGUGAAUAAUUUGUGAGUUGAAAAGUGAGAAGGAGCUUUAAACUCAUCUCUACUUUACAUUUCUAAUUCUGGAUCGUUGUAUAAAAUAACAUCAGUUUAUUUUACACACACACAAUAUAUAAUAUAUAUUCAUUAUGCUCCUGACUGUGACUUCAUUAGCCAAACUGACAUGUCACAAGGCUAAUAUUUUUUAUUCACUACACAGAUUGACAUAACGCACAGUUUUGUAUAAAAUACCAAAUUAAAUGACACAAUAUUCGAGUUUACCAGCUUCAUCUUAGCUAACCAGCUACCUAAACACAGCGAAUGCUAACAUUAGCCAGCGACCUCUUUAGUUUAGCUAGCGUUAGCAUUACCUCACUAAUGGUACAGGAGCUAGCUGAAGUUCCAUAGCUAGUCAGUUUUGCUAGUAUGCUAGGUGACAUCUGAUGAAAUGUCAUAUUUUGAUCAUUUAAUUUGUUAUGAAAUCUAACUGUCAUGAAGGAAUUAUUUAGUGAGCAGUAAAGCAGAAAAGCCAGCAGUUAAUCUUUUGAAAUUAUUUCUGUAAAUCUUGUAGAUAGAGCUAACGUGAGCACGGCUAAUCACAUUAUGAAGUUAUUAUUAUUAUUAUUAUUGUUGUUGUUGUUGUUGUUUUUUCCCCAUGAUGAUGUAUGAAGUUCAUAUCUAUUUGUGUGACAAUAAUACAGUUAGCAUUGCUGCCUUGCACCUCCAGCGUUGGCGGUUUGAAUCCCGUCUCGGCCCUGUGUGUGUGGAGUUCGCAUGUCCUCCAUGUGCUUCGGGGGUUUCCUCCGGGUACGCCGGUUUCCUCCCCCUGUCCAAAGACGUGUUGUAGGCUGAUUAACAUCUCUAAAUUGUCCGUAGUGUGUCAGUGUGUGUGUGUGUGUGUGUGAUUGUGUCCUGUGAUGGGUUGGCAUCUCAUCCAGUGUGUUCUGUGCCCCUGGUCCCCUGGGAUACACUCCAGGCUCCAGGCUCCCAGUGACCCUGUGUAGGAUAAGCAGUACAGAGAAGGGAUGGAUGGAAGGAUGGAUGAAUGAAUGAAUGGAUGAAUGGAUUGUCGCUGUUGUGGCACAAAUGCAAAGAGUUGAACUUCAUACAUCACCGGAGGAAAAAGAACCAUGUUUAGGAACCGCACACGUCAGUAACACACUCAGAAGUGACGAUGUUGUACACAUCAGUGUUUAAGGGUGUGUUUAAAAAGAAAAAAGAAAAAAAAAAAAAAAGCACUUGAAUUCAUUUUUAACAUUCUAAAA